Molecule: messenger RNA, 966 nt
Organism: Vigna unguiculata (cowpea)
Lineage: Eukaryota; Viridiplantae; Streptophyta; Magnoliopsida; Fabales; Fabaceae
Source: RefSeq, a predicted model, not a curated record
CAAACUUAGAUUUGAACACUGGGUUGAUUUUCUUGCCAUUUAUUGAAAGUGUUUGUAGCCCAUUUAACUUUCCUUUACCUUAAAGAACGGAAAGCUUAGUGGGGGUUUCAGUACCAGGCCACUAUCAGUGAAGCAUAUUAAUUUGAGUAUCAGCACAUACAAAGUGUUUGUAUUAUAUAUCCUCUCAUGUGAAAAGUUGAUCAAGUAAUUCCAACAAUGGGUGGUGUCUUCUACCAUGAGGAGCCAGCGAACCAGAACAAGAGAUGCAAAUUCCUUGCAGGGUCUCUGAAAGAAGUAUUUUUCCACUGUCAAACUUUUACCCGGAGGCUUUCAACUGCAAGCCUUGAGGAGGAAUGCCCCAUCAUCGAUGAUGUUGAUGAGAUGGUUGUUUCGGCAGUGAGAAGCCGAGCUAUGGAGAAACAGAAGCUGAAGCCAAGCCCAUUGAGAGAUGGUUUUUCCUGGACAUAUUCUCCUGCAACAAGAGAACUGUUUGUCACAGUGGCACCACAACCAAGGGUGGUGAUAGGUGAUGGAGAAGAUGAGGAAAGAGAAGAGUUUUUUUCCGUAAAAAGUUGUCUGUCAUGCUGUUCUUCGAGUGCUGUGAGUGACAAGGCAUUUUUUUCUGUGAAGACUAACCUGUCUAGAUGUUCAAGCAUGAGUGGGGUUGACAUGUCAGAGCAUUGGAGGCGUUCGAUAAUUCAAGAGUUUUGCCACUGCGAAGGAUGGCCUUUUGGGCUGUGCCGUAAAGCUGUGUUACUUCCACCGCUGCCUAAGUCACCAUCUGAGUCAUGGUUGUCACGCAAAAUACAAAGAAGUACCAAAGUUAUCUGAAUUUAUUUUACUUGCUCUGUCUUUUCAGUUCCAGUUGUGUCUCUUGUAGACUUGUAAGAGAAGUUGGUUGAAGAUUUUGGAAUAAUGGAUGUAUGGCUCAAGAUUCAUAUAUAGACUACAUUUAGUUUUAACAUA